AUGGUUCGCCUCUACCGCACACCAUGUGCGCUCCUCGCCCUCUUCAUGGCGGCCGCACAUGCCAAAUUCGCGCGAGUACGAGUCUACCCAUUUACAUCUGACGACUGUAACGGGGCGCCGAUAGCCGGUAACUUUGACACCAACAUGGACCAAUGUCUGCCGCUGCACUACGGCGCCAUGAGCAUCCGGCUCAUGGAAGUCAAAUUCGGCGAGUGGUCCACGGAGCUGAAAAAGGGCCCGACCGGUUGCUACUGGUACGGGUAUACCGAGAACGGGUGUUUCGAGCGGUACAUGGAUGUCAUUGUCGACCCUGGAGAUGUUAUCGGUAAAUGCAUUACGGCUAAUGAUCCGAGCCGCCCGUUCCACUCCAUGUCGUAUAGUUGCAUUCGGCCGCUGGAUGCGCCGCCGAAUGAUGAGCGUGACCUGGAGGCUUUGUCCGGUAGGAAUUAUACCGCUGUUGAAGGCCAGGCCCGCGAACAGACGAGCCCUGCGAGGGUAGUCACGAGGGGAUUGUCGCCUUAUUUGAACGGAACGGCUCACUCGGUGAACACGACGAGCACCGACAAUGCACCAGCGAAGGAGGUGACACCUCUCAUGAACGAGACAAGCACUGAAACGGUAGUCGAGGAAGUGACUCUCUCCCUCAACAAGACGAGCCCCGGCAAGGCUUUUGAGAAAGAACCGGCUCCUCCCAUGGACAAGACGACUACUGAAAAGGUCGCCGAGGUCGCUACCUUCUUCGUGGAGCACAUGCAUAACCAGUCUUCUGAACAGGUCGGAGAACCUGAGAAGAGCCAGGCGGUCCACCUCAACGAGACAAGCCACGGCAAGGUGUUUGAUAACGCAACAAGCACCUACACCAACAAGACGAGCAAUGCUGAGCUCGACUCGGACUCAGACUCUGAUUCCGACUCUGACGACGAAGACGAGACGGACGAACACGGAAACAGGCUGGAGAAGCGAAUCGACUGGUGGAAAGGCCCGCACCGCGGCGCCUGGAUGCUGCACCCGUGGACCGGCAGCAUGAUCUGCUACAUGUGCUUCAGCAAGAAGGACCAUCUCCUGCACGACUUUGAGUGCCGCUUCGGGUACAAGUUCCCUAUUGACUGCGGCCCCAGGCCCGACGCCCCCGUCUACACCAAGACAUUCACCGUCCAGCCCAUCAUCACCAUGGUGCCGGGCCCCGAAGGGUCUCGUGUCGUGAAGCGCUCGUGGCACAAGCGCGUCCUGUUCAACAACCCGUGGUACCCCGAGCUCACCGUGUGCGGCAAGGCACAUUGGGAGUACAAAGGCCAGCCGCGCAGCGAAGUGCGUCUUUCCGAUAACAAGCGCAAGAUGGACAAGUGCAACCGCAACGUCGACGCCGAGAACAUUGCCAUUUACGGCACCACCGCCACCGUGUCGGCGCCCACACAGACCGUCAGUCUGGUGGGCCAUACUACGCCCCGCAGCGCAAACGAAGAACAUGUAAACGUCUACGCGGAGCCCACGCCCGUAGCCUCGACGCUGAAAACCACCGUUACGCCUGCUGCCGCCGUUGCUGCGCCGCCGCCAUCCAGCGUGACCAAGGAGCCCGACACCUUCACCCUCGAGCGCACCAGCACCUCGAUAUUCCAGUACUCGGAUGCCUGGAAUCCCGCGAGCCUCUUCACGCUUACCGUGCCCAUGCCCCAGAUCACCACCGUCGCGAAGCCGACGCUGACGACGCUUGUGCUGCCGCAGACGAGCCUGCGCCCGGAACCCGAGACGGACAUCAUGACCUUUAUUGUUACCAGCACGAGAUGGCCCAAGUCGAGGAAGUACUGA
This is a messenger RNA of Exserohilum turcica Et28A, 1806 nucleotides long. RefSeq lists its product as uncharacterized. NCBI's taxonomy places the organism in Eukaryota, Fungi, Ascomycota, Dothideomycetes, Pleosporales, Pleosporaceae. The coding region runs from base 1 to 1806 and encodes 601 amino acids. The record is from RefSeq and is a predicted model, not a curated record. The transcript has a single exon.